Molecule: messenger RNA, 1082 nt
Organism: Prorocentrum cordatum
Lineage: Eukaryota; Dinophyceae; Prorocentrales; Prorocentraceae
Source: the annotation of a GenBank genome assembly
AGCUGCAAGGCUCACGUUUCCAAAAAGAAAGACCGAUCCGUGCCCGGGCAGCGGGCGCCAGUCGCUGCGCGCCAUGCUCACACGCGGGCUGAUCGCGGCCACGGCGCUCGCCCUCGUGGCGGCGGAGAGGGCCGACAGGUCCGAGACGUUCGCUCUGGCGGCAGACUGGGAGGCCCGCGACCUGGUCGUGCAGGCCCAGUCGAAGGGGGGCAACGGGACUGCGGCCGACACCUCGGCGACCUCCUCGGCCGACACGAGCGCCUUCCCGUACAGUGCCGUCACCGACUUCCUCGGCGACGACUCGAAGGGGUUGGUGAAGGAGGGCGUCGAUGUCGCGGCUCACCUGUCGGGCGAACUCAACACGCACGCGGGCCAGGCCGUGGGGAAGGCGGACGAGUACAGCGAUCUCCUGAGGCAGCUCCACGCCGGCAACGACCUGGUCGUGGCGACCGUGCACGACUUCAAGACAGCGGUGGGGGAGCACGCCAAGGGUAAGCUCCAGGAGUCUGUCUCGGAGGUGAACUCGGCGGCAGAGGGUGGUGGCGCGUCUGUCGGCGUCAAGGAGGUCAAGUCUGAGGACAUCAUGCCGUCCACAAAGAUGACCUCUGAAGGGGUGGAAGAGUUCGUGGCGGCGCAGUUCGGACUGCAGUCCAUUACCUUCAAGGAGGGCACGGGCGAGCUGAGCGACGAAUCGCAGGCCCGCGUCACCGAAGAGUUUGCCAAGCCCCUCGAGAGAGCCAAAGGCAAGGCGGGGCCCGGCGCCAAGUUUCUCUUCUGCAUCUUCUACUCGACGACAGCCGGCGCCGACAACGUGAAGGAGGGGCUGAUGGCAGAGCGCGGCGGCAACCUGGAGAAGAUCAUCAAGAAGCAUGCGGACGAGAUCCUGGGCGGAGACAGCUAUAAGGUCGGAGGCAAGUUUGAAGGCUACGAGUCCGAUCGCCUCGGCGCGAUAGUCUACAAGGUCGCCAAGGGAGGCCAAGAGGCCCCCGCGUGCUCUCCGAAGGACGCGGAGAUCGCGGAGCCCUGCGCCCAGCUGCGCACAAAAACGCCCGUCGGGGCUUCGAUCGCCGAUCGCAGACAAG